Brassica rapa (field mustard) is the source of this 1247-nucleotide messenger RNA. RefSeq names its product vacuolar protein sorting-associated protein 20 homolog 1. The record is from RefSeq and is a predicted model, not a curated record. NCBI's taxonomy places the organism in Eukaryota, Viridiplantae, Streptophyta, Magnoliopsida, Brassicales, Brassicaceae. Gene Ontology annotation, biological process: vacuolar transport.
UCCAAUUUUUUUUUCUUCUCUCUUUUUCUUUUCUUUGGUUUCUAUCGGCUUCUCCGGCUCUCGUGCUCUCCGCAGGACGACGAUGGCUGUCGUUCUCUCCUACGCACCUCCAAGGUUGAAACAAACGUAUUGUUUGUUCAAUUGGUUUUCUUCGCACCUCCAAGCUCUCCUUAGCACCUCCAAAGUUGAAACAAAUGUUGAGAAAGUAAUUGAAGUUGAGAAGAAAGCAGCAAGAGAAUUAAUCCGGGAACAUGGAAAGGAGAGGGCUUUCUCGGCUUUGAGGAAGAAACAGACGCAAGAAGAGUUGUUGAAGCAAGUAGAUCAGUGGGUCAUCAAUGUUGAACAACAAUCUUGUCUUCGUGGUUGAGGGUGCUGUGGCACAGGCUAAGACAUCAACUUCUUGGAGAAGCAACCACUAACUUAACAACUUCUGAGGUAAUUUUGCACAACUUAACUCUUCUUCAAGUCUUGCUUUAUUCUUUAUUGCUCUUGUCUGGAAAGUAGUUGACAGAGGGUUUAAUGCUUGUUAGAGUUAAGUUAUGGUUUAGUGUUGCAUCUGCAUGUGAUGAAUGCUUGUGACAUUGGGUUUAAUUCAUGUCAACUCAUGUUUCUGGUGUGAUGUUGUUCUGUAAUGGACUUAAGCUGUUAUGUUUAAAAUGGAAUUAAGUGUUUUGUUCCUCGUGCCUUGGCUUCUUGUGUAGUCAUUCUUGUUUUAAAGCAUUGACUUGGUGGUGUACAGAUAAGGCAAAGAGUUAAGCCCAAGCAGAGAUCAAAGCAUUGAAGUUGCCUGAACGACAGAGAGAGAAGGCUGUCGAAGAGGUUAAUCUCUUACUUAAGCUCUAUUUUUUUUUAAGAAACCCAAAUUAAGAAACUCCCAUUGAACUACUUAAAAUGAGAGUUUCUUAACAAAAGUUCUUAGAGUUACAUUUAUUAUUAAAAUAUCAUUAAGGAUCCCAUUAAAGAUUUUAGGGAUAAAGAUGCUCUAAGCUCCUCAUUAACAACUUUUACUCGGCGCAUGAUAGCGAGUUCAUAAAAUACGCCGUACACAAAGCAUCUACCUAAUUUCACUAAUAGUGGAGUUGACCUUUUUUCUAUUCGUCAACUGGCUAAUACUAAACACAAAAGGCAUUAUGUAACACAUGGCCAUAAUUUAUAAUCAUAUAGAUGAUUCAUAUCAAACGAUAUGAAACUUAUAAAUACCAGUCAAGAUUCCAAAUGUUUACGCGCCAAGUUAUUAAAAAAAAAAA